AAAAAAUCAUGGUUUGCGAAGAAUGCAACAAAUCGUACACCAAUCGAGAGCUUUUUAGAUCGCAUAAAUAUAAACAUAGGAUGCUUAAAGAGGGAAAGUUUACCUGCAAAAUUUGCGAUAAGAGAUUCAGAGAUAAAUAUGCUUUGACCAUUCACCUGCAGGGUAUUCAUUUAGUAUCCAAGCUUAUUAAACCAGUAUCAAGUAAAAAGGGUGAUUUGAACGAACCGGAUGUUAAACAGUUUCCAAAAACCAUCACGAACGAAAACGGACAAUUCAAAUGCACAGAAUGUGACGAGAAAUUCGAGUUUCUGUACCUACAGCAGCGACACAUUCGACGGCAUACUGCUUUGAAACAAGAGUUGUACAAAUGUGAAGAAUGCAAUAAGGCUUUUGCCUCGAAUCCGGAAUUUCUCAGUCACAUGAAACGAGUUCACGAGCAAUAUGCAAAAAAAGCUUUGCAAGUUUCCGUGAAGGAAGAGGAUGGAGUCUUCAUCUGCAGUAAAUGUAACAAAACGUUUGAGGAGCGACACUUGUGCCAGCAACAUAUUUUGAAACAUUUAUUAGUGACGAAGGAAAGAACUGUUUCCUGUCCCAAGUGCCCUAAAACUUUCAUAUCAGAAAAAUAUCUUGUAAAACACGAGGCAUGGCACGAAGCAUCUAUCAAAAAACUAAGUGAAGUAAUAAAAUGCGAUGAGUGCAACAAGACAUUCAAAACAAAACGCAUCUUAUCUAGACACCUUAGAAGGCACGCGGCCAUGAAGGAAGGCAAAUAUCAAUGCAAGAUUUGCAGUAUGCGACACGCAUCUGACUACGAGUUAAAAAUUCACACAAAGAGGCACGAAAUUAACGUGAAAAUGCCGUCAGUUCCACCUCCAGUUAUAAUUGUAAGAAAUGAUCAUAGUGCAUUCCAAUGCUCCGAGUGCAGUAUGGUGUUCACCGUCCGACGGGCCUAUAAAACCCAUGCGCAAAAACAUAUAAAUAUACGAAAUGGCAUGUAUAAGUGCGAUAUUUGCGAAAAGAUAUGCGGAUCUUCCCAUAAUCUCGACACGCACAUGCGGAGACAUCGAAACGGAGAGAUAAAAGAAGUUACUCAACGUAGAGAACUGUCGUAUGAAUGCUCAAAAUGUGAUAAAAAAUUUGGCAGGCAGCUUCUGUUAAGUAAACACUUCAAAAUUCACGAGGCUAUCGAAAAAGGUCUUUACAAGUGCAAGUUAUGUGGAAAGUAUUUAGGGUCACCCAGAUCGCUCGUACUACACGAGCAAAGACAUGAUGCCAAUAAGAAAGCAAGAAAUGCACAUAAAUGUAUCGAAUGUGACCGCACGUAUUUUCGCAAGUAUUCCUUUAUCUGCCAUGUUAAGGCGAGGCACGGUGGAAAUGAACCGAAUCAACGAGAAAAUGUAAAAAUCGACAAAUGUUGAACAUAUGUUACUUCAGUUUUUCUUCUUAUGAAAUAAAAAGGAGAUUUAUGAAAAGAAAAA
Messenger RNA from Culex quinquefasciatus (southern house mosquito), 1478 nucleotides. Its product is annotated as zinc finger protein 660. Gene Ontology annotation, cellular component: nucleus; chromosome. The record is from RefSeq and is a predicted model, not a curated record. Gene Ontology annotation, molecular function: RNA polymerase II transcription regulatory region sequence-specific DNA binding; chromatin insulator sequence binding; DNA-binding transcription factor activity, RNA polymerase II-specific. The coding region runs from base 9 to 1418 and encodes 469 amino acids. The transcript has 6 exons. Gene Ontology annotation, biological process: regulation of transcription by RNA polymerase II. NCBI's taxonomy places the organism in Eukaryota, Metazoa, Arthropoda, Insecta, Diptera, Culicidae.